Bombus pyrosoma is the source of this 1638-nucleotide messenger RNA. RefSeq lists its product as uncharacterized. Lineage: Eukaryota; Metazoa; Arthropoda; Insecta; Hymenoptera; Apidae. The record is from RefSeq and is a predicted model, not a curated record. Bases 1 to 1638 code for a protein of 545 amino acids. Gene Ontology annotation, biological process: DNA integration. Gene Ontology annotation, molecular function: nucleic acid binding. The transcript has 3 exons.
AUGGCGGCACAAACACUGACACGGAAUUUCUAUAUCGACGAUUUGUUGACCGCAGAAAACUCUUUGGAGAAAGUAAGGUCGCUGCGAGAUCAACUCGUCGACAUAACCAGAAAUGAGGGAUUCGAACUUCGGCAGUGGAUCUCAAACGAACCCCAAUUACUGGAGCCACUACGCAUGAAAUCAGAUCAGUCAAACCACCUAUCGCUGGAUGUCAGGGCACCAUUGAAGACACAGACUCUACCCAGAUUAGAAUUAUGCGCGGCAGUAUUAUCGAUCAAAUUAGUCCGAAACGUUACUAAGGCGUUGAACCUUACAUUCCAAAAAAUUACAUUCUGGUCAGAUUCAACCAUAGUAUUGCAUUGGAUCAAUACACCACCACACGCACUUAAAACAUUCAUGGGAAACAGAGUAACAGAAAUCUUACGAGAUAGUACCGAGAAGCAGUGGCGGCAUGUGUCGUCAGAAGACAAUGCGGCAGAUAUCCUGUCGCGAGGCGUAGAGCUGGGAGACCUUAUACACCAUAAGACUUGGUAUCAGGGAUCUCAAUGGCUGAAUCAACCAGAGGACACUUGGCCACAUGAGGAACUCACAUCUAUCGAAAUACUUGAGCAAGAAAAGAUAAUAACACUACAAACCAUCAUCCGGGCAGAAUUUCAAAUAUUAGAAAGAUUUUCAUCGUUCCCACUUUUCACACGGGUCGUCGCCUACUGUCUAAGGUUUUACAAUAAUAGCAGACAGCCCUCAAAACACGGAAGAGAGCUGACGAUAGAAGAACUAAGUCAGGCCACCUGUCGAAUCAUAACUCUACUCCAAAAAGCAGCCUUUCCGAUUGAAAUGCAAGACUUAUGUACGAAAUCAACACCGAGCAAACCAAAUCGAUUAAUCGCUUUAAGCCUAUUCCUAGACGCUGAAGGGAUACUCAGAGUCGGAGACAGGCUAGCCCAAUCAGAGUUGAGGUACGAGCAGAAACAUCCAGCCGUCCUACCACAACAGCAUCAUCUCACCAAUUCUCUAAAUGCAGUACGACAAGCAUACUGGCCGAUCAACGGAAGAGUAGCGGUAAAAGCAGCAAUCCGAAAAUGUGUAAUAUGCCACAGAAUUACAAAGACCGCACAUGUUAAACUACUCAACGAUCUCACAUCUGAAGCAUUUCUUGCAGCUCUGAGGAGGUUCGUCGCUAGGCGCGGGCAAUGCACGGAUAUUUACAGCGAUAACGCUUCAACGUUUACCGGGGCCAACAAUCAAAUACACAAGGCCAUUGGGACAAUAUCUUCGGAAACGAAUAUACAACUCCGAAAUUACUUACUGAACCACAACGUAAAGUGGCAUUUCAUUACACCCCGUACACCACAUUUUGGCGGAUUGUGGGAAGCAGCAAUAAAGGCGUUAAAACACUACUUAAUUCGCAUAAAGAAGGACACCAUCUUCAUGUACGAAGAAUUGGUGACUUGCAUGAUAGAAAUCGAAGCUAUCCUCAACUCUAGACCAUUAACUCCCUUAUCAUCCGGCCCCAACAGCCUCAGUCAUUUGACACCCGGUCACUCUUUAUCAAGGAUUCUCUUACCAGUAUCACCGAGUGCGAUCUUACGGUCCUCAAACCAGGUCGACUAUCGUUAUGGAAAAGGGUACAAUAAGUAA